Messenger RNA from Zea mays, 1763 nucleotides. RefSeq names its product CRAL/TRIO domain containing protein. Lineage: Eukaryota; Viridiplantae; Streptophyta; Magnoliopsida; Poales; Poaceae. The coding region runs from base 290 to 1597 and encodes 435 amino acids. The record is from RefSeq and is a predicted model, not a curated record. The transcript is spliced from 7 exons.
AAACGGUGGGUGCAUGCGCAAGCAAACGCCCGUUGCCGUUUGUUCUUUUCGCAUUUUGCUGUGCGCGGCUUCUCGGCUGCGAGCUCCUGAGUUGAACGGCAGUUACGGCGCUCGGCGCGGGUUAUAAAUUUAUAAUACUCUCGCUCUCUCUUCCUCUCGGUCCGUCGCUCCGACACUCCCCUUCGGCAUCUCCUCUCCUUUCAGUUCUUUCUCGCCACUCCGUUUGCCCGUUCACGCUCCCCUCUCCCUCUCCCACCUCCUAUUCUUCGUCUUCGUGGAGACUACUGAGAUGGCCGUCGACAAGCAGGCGGACGCCAAGGAGAGGGAGAAGAUCGACGCCGUUCGCAAGCUGCUGCGCAAGCAGGCGCCGCUCUCCAUAAAGCAGGCGCAGUACUGCGACGACGCGUGCGUGGAGCGGUUCCUGCGGUGGCGCGGGGAGAGCGUCAAGAAGGCGGCGAAGCACCUGAGGACCGUCCUGUCAUGGAGGGAGACCGUCGGAGCUGACCACAUCAUGGCCGACGAGUUCUCCGCCGAGCUCGCCGACGGCGUGGCGUUCGUCUCCGGCCACGACGACGACGGCCGCCCGGUGUUUCGAAUCAAGCAGGAAUACCCCAAGUUCCGCUCGCCGAAAUCGUUCGUGCGCCUGCUGGUGUUGACACUGGAGGUGGCCGUGGCGUGCAUGUCCCGGUCCGUGGACCAGCUCGUCCUCCUCUUCGAUGCAAGCUUUUUCCGAUCGGCGUCGGCUUUCCUCAACCUGCUCAUGGGCACGCUCAAGAUCGUCGCCGACUACUACCCCGGCCGCCUCCACCGCGCCUUCGUCAUCGACGCGCCCUCCCUCUUCUCCGUCCUCUGGAAGGGAGUGAGGCCGUUCGUGGAGCUGGCGCCGGCGACGGCGGUGGUGUGCUCCCUGGACUUCGAGGACUCACUGGAGGACGCCUCCUUCACGGCGUACCCGCGGACCGCGUCCCUGCGGUUCGAGCCGCCGCCGGCGGCGGUCACGGGGAAGGCCGGCGUGGGGUCAGCCUCGUCGCGGUUCUCCGUCACCCCCACCGACAACCCCGUCAAGCCGUGGUACCUCUGCACCAUCCCCGCCUCGGUGGGCUCCCGCUCCGUGGUACCCACCUCCAGCAGCAGCCCGUCGCUGGUCGGCGCGUCCCCGCUCUCCGCGCGCUCCUUCUCCUUCGCCUCGCCCGCCGCGCUGCGCUCGACGCCGUUCCCGCGCGGCGGGGGCGCCCCCCCGACGCCUUCCUCCGCCGUCACGGGCCACAAGAUCCCGCCGCCGCCGCAGUUCCCGCGGACGCCGCGGCCGUCGUUCCUGCAGUCGCCGUCGACGCUGUUCGCGUUCCGGAAGGACGGGCAGCAGACCAGCCGCGUGGAGCGCGAGCGCGGGUCCUUCCUCCCGUACCUCCGCUUCUACCGCCGCCCCUACGACGAGAUUUCCUACCGCGCCAUGAUGCGCCCGCCGCUCGGCGGCCUGAUACCCAUCGUCGAGAAGUUCAAGCACAAGCCGGUGCAGCAGACGCUGCGUCGACACGCUGGGCUCCACCAGCAUCAGCAGCAGCAGCACCACCAUUACCAACAGCAGCAGAGGAUCUGAGUCUCGUCUCUCAGUCGGUACUGCAUGGCGACCCGAGAAUUUUCUCCAUACAGCAUAAAGGCGAUGCUAUAUUAUGCUAAGUUAAUCUUUUGCCAAGUAUGAUAUUCUUAAAGGCAUGUAUAAUAACAUCCCAAAAAAAUGUGAGUAAAAUGGACUCCUUUCUGCA